Messenger RNA from Anolis carolinensis (green anole), 1605 nucleotides. Its product is annotated as transmembrane protein 45B. The transcript has 6 exons. Bases 389 to 1234 code for a protein of 281 amino acids. The record is from RefSeq and is a predicted model, not a curated record. NCBI's taxonomy places the organism in Eukaryota, Metazoa, Chordata, Lepidosauria, Squamata, Anolidae.
UAUAUGGCAGUGUGGGCUCAAAUAACUCAGUUCAAAGCAGAUAUUGUGGAAUUUUCGUGCUUAUAUGGCUGUGUGGAAUGGCCCUCAGAUGGUGUAAACUAUAAAAAGUGUGGGAAGAAGGAAGAAGUGCAAAAAAUAUGAAGAAGUGACCCGUACAAAAGGAUACUUGCCUCGGGAUCUAAAAUGAACUGGCAGUUCUUUCAUGCUUACAUUUCCUCCUCAGAAGGUGGGGCAUGGACCUUUCAAUGUCCUGCUGGCACUCCCUCUCUCUGCUUUUUCAACCUUGCGCUCUGAUGCUCACCUGCUGCACAAACAGGUAGACUUUGAGUUCUACGGGAGCCGCAGCAGAAAUAGCCUGCUGGAUUCAGCUCCCGAGGUCUGAUCAGCAAUGGCAAAUUUUCAGGGCCAUGCUCUUCCAGGAAGUUUCUUCUUGCUCUUUGGCUUCUGGUGGGCAGUGAAAUGCGUGCUGAAGCACUACAGCAGGAAGCUGAACAAAAAGAACAAUUUGCACCGGAGCUUCGACAAACUGGAAGUCAUUGAAGGCGCAGUCAAAGUCACCUUUGCAACAAUAGGGAUUCUUGCCGAGCAGUUUGUUCCAGACGGUCCUCACUUGUACCUCUACACCAGAGAGCCAUGGAGUUGGGUGAAGAUGAUGAACUGGCAACACUCCACCAUGUACCUGUUCUUUGGCCUGUCGGGGGUCAUGGAUGUCCUCACCUAUAGCCCAGCUAGACUGCCUUUAGGGCUGGAUCGGCUUAUGCUGGCCAUUGCUGUGUUUAUCGAAGGCUUUCUCUUCUACUUCCACGUCCACAACCGGCCAAUGCUGGACCAACACAUCCAUACUCUACUCCUGACUGCCAUCUUUGGUGGUAGCAUCAGCAUUCUGUUGGAAGUCUUCCUGCGAGAUAACGUUAUCCUGGAGCUCUUCCGUUCCAGCCUCACCAUUCUGCAAGGAAGCUGGUUUUGGCAGAUUGGCUUUGUGCUGUUUCCACCGUUUGGAGGGCCAGCCUGGGAUCAGGAGGACCACGAAACCAUGAUGUUCGUCACCAUGUGCUUCUGCUGGCACUAUGCCGUAGCUAUCCUUAUUGUGGUUCUCAUUUAUACUCUGGUUCACUGCUUCAUCAAGAGAUGUAGAGCAAGCAGUGGACUGACGGAGAUCAAGCUGGGUCUCCACAAAGAGAAGAAGGCGAAAGAAGACCGCGCUUCCCUCUUAAACGCAUCGGAUGAAGAAUGAGCGAAGACACCAGCCCACAUUGGUCUCUUAAGACUUAACAAGCAAUUAUUUUUUUUUGGAAAAAAAAAAUCUUACCAACACAAUUGUGACACGACAUCACAAUGUGAUUAUUAUCUUUAAAAUAUUGGAACACUACUAAUACAUUAAGUAUCGUUGCUGCUUUGUUAAAGGGACACUAUGGCAGUAACCCAUUCAUAUGCAAGAGAGAGCAAGGGAGCGAUCUUUGGAGCGUUCUUCCAUGAAGUACAUGGAUAGUACAGAAUUACGCCAUUAUUGAACUAUAGCAGCUAACCGUUAAAAAAAGAGGAUUUUUUUUCCAAUUCUAAGAAUAGUAUUAAGCGUGUAAUGCAUUAAAGAAAUGUCUGAGAUUU